CAAUCAGGAUCUGUUUGGCUGAACAAACAAGAAGUGCAACAUACGUUGCUCCAGAGGAGCUCUUGGACUAUGCCCUCAGAGCGAUGCUCUUUCUCCUCUCAUCAGACCAUCUGAGCAAUGCCUUUCCUCCCUUACCACUCCUACCUUGGGUCUUACAAAGUCACAACAGGGUACAAUUCAUCCCCAUUUCCCCCCAGUUGGCUCCCAGAUCUCCUACAAUAGUCAUCUCGUUCUCUACUCAUCAGCCAGACCUUCCCUGAUCUCUUGAUCCAGGAGAAGCGCAGGAUCAAGCAUCCCAACCUCAAAGCGUUUCAUCUCAUGGCUUGGAUUUUUGGAUGGGCAUCAACAUUAGAACAUUCCUGAUCAGAAGCUGGACAAACCACCCUUAAUAAUAGCAGAAACGGCUCCACUAGGAAAUGCUAUUUAGCCAAAUGAAGCAUUUUUCCGUCUGGGCACAACAGAAACAUCUCCUGAGUCAGCAGAUAUUCCCCUAUUUUGGACUAUCUUCUUUCUCUCUCAACAGCUGGGCUAUCCCUCGGUUCUAUACGAGUCCACCUGGCAGCAAUCAGUGCAUGCCACCCACCGUCAGGUGAUUAUUCAAUUUUCAUUCACUCAUUGGCUAGCAGACUCUUAAAGGGCCUAAUCAGAAUCUUCCUGCCAGUAAGAAAACCUACUCUUCAUUGGGAUGUAAGCCUUUUAUUUAUGGUACUCACUAAGCCUCCUUUUGAGCCGUUAUCUACCUGUUCAUGUCUAACCUAUCAACGAAACUAUCAAUGAGAGUUGCAUUCCUUGUGGCCAUCACCUCAGCCGGAAGGUGGGUGAGCUGGGAGCCCUACUGGUGGGUGUGCUACACACUAUAUUUGAUAAGGACCAAGUCUCUUUACAACUACAUCCAAAGUUCCUCCCCCAAAGUAGUUUCGGAGUUUCACACGAACCAAUCAGUCCACGUAUCUGUUUUUUCUGAAUCUCCGUGCAUCUGAAGAGCAGCAGAGACUUCAUUCUCUGUGUGUGAGACCAGCUUUUGCCUUCUAUUUGCAAAGAACAGAACAAAUUAGAAAAUGACCUACAUUGUUUCUUGUUAUCGCAGAAUGAGUCUGAGGUCAAGCUGUAUCCUCCCAGGGGAUCCUUGAGUUGAUUUCAGGCUGUAUUCUGUUGUUACUAGUUGCAUCUUCCUCCUCAUCGUGGGGUGAGAAUUCAUUCUACAAAAGCAACUGCAGUGGCAUUGCUUCAGGAAGUGCCCUUACUUGACAUUUGCAAAUCAGCUCCUUGGCGGUCCAUCCAUACGUUUGUGAGGCCCGAUGCUCUAGUGCAGAACUCCCCACUGACGCUUCCUUUGGGACAGCAGUUCUCCAAGCCGCUCUGCUGCCUGCAUCUUCACACUCUCUCCCUACCUGAGUACUGUUUGUCAGCCACCCACAGUGGAAUGCACAUAGGGACCAGCACUCAAAGGAGGUUACUUACCUUAUAGUAACUGGCGGUUCUUCAAGAUGUGUGGUCCAUAUCUAUUCUAUCCGCCCUCCCCCCCCUUUGCUUUGGCUCUUUGCUAGAUUUGUCGUAGAAAAAGAACUGGAGAGGCAGUCAGACUGCGCCGCCCUUUAUGCCUUUGGUUGGAAGCGCGAGGAAGGCUAGGGCAUGGGCAAGGAUCAAUGGACACUGCUGGCAAGAAUUUGCCAACUCCAGGUGUAUGGCACGCAUGCAUACCCACCGUGGAAUACUGAUAUGGACCCCACAUCUCCGAGCGCCUCCAGUUACUGUAAGGUAAGUAACCUCUUUUGUCCCAAGGCACAUUGCUUGCAAAAGCCCUUUGCGGGGGGGUGUGGGGUGUUGUGUGUUUUGCUGCGCACCCACAAAUCCCACUGGAGUAAAUGGGAGCUGUGGGUACGGAGAACCUCUGAAAAUCAGUCCACUUCUCUUACGUGACUUCACUUUUGGCAGUGAAGUUAAAAUAAAUUCUGGCCUUUGCCUUUAAAAUACCACUCAUUUUUGCAUAAGUUAAGAGGUGUUAUCUUGAGGAUGCAUUAUGCUGUCAGCCUUCCCAUGUAAAAUGCAGAAUCAUCUCAGAGUCCUCACUUGUCUGCUAGAUGCUUACUGGACGCCUCUAGGCUGCUUUGCCUCUACGGCACUUCAGCAAGGAUGUUGGUUUUUCGUUUAGCUGUAAUCAUCCAUCUUUUCCUUCAGCUGAAUGCAUCUGUUUGCCCUGAGAAAUGCGAGUGUAUUCUGAAAGAUGCCAUCCGUUGCUCUGGUUCCAGUAUCAAAGACCUAGCAUCGUUAGGUCUGCCUACCAACAUGACACAAAUUCUGAUAACAAAUACUAAGGCAACCGACUUGAAGGACAAAGUCUUUUCGGGAAUGACAGUGCUCCAGCGUCUCAUUCUGUCUUCAAACGAGCUUUCCCUCAUUUUGCCAGGAGCUUUUAAAGGCUUAGUAAAGCUAAAGACCCUCAAACUGUUUGACAACAAGUUGACUCAGCUUCCCACGGGAGUGUUCGAUGAAGUGGUGGCCCUUCAGCAGUUGAUCCUUGAAAAGAAUUUGCUGACGGAUAUUGAGCCCAGGCUGUUUGACAAACUAGUCAACUUGCAGGAGCUGUUUUUGAACAAAAACCAUCUGACAGAGCUUCCUGAUGGAGUACUAAGAAACCUCGCCAAGCUUAAACUACUGAACUUAUCCAGAAACUAUUUGGCAGCCUUGCCUAGAAAUAUAUUUAGCACGUUAACCAAACUUGAGAAGCUCUCUCUGUAUAUGAACAGGCUCAGUUCAAUAGACUCUGGUGUGUUUGAUAACCUGAGAGAGCUGCAGGAGCUUCGUCUGCGUUCAAAUGACAUUCAGUCCAUUGCCCCGGAUGCAUUUCGCAAUCUCCUUAAACUAAAUAGUUUAACGCUCUCUCGAAAUAAACUGCAGCGGUUACCUCAUGGGCUCUUUCUGCAUUUGCACAAUUUGACUGAAUUGACCUUGUAUGGGAAUCCACUGGGAUCCCUUCCAGAAAUAUUGUUUGGAGAAAUUAGAACUCUCCGGAGUCUGUGGGUAUAUGACACCAAACUCUCAACUGUGCCAGAUUUUGUGUUUGGUAAUUUGACAAAUUUAGAGCUACUUGUGCUGACUUUCAAUCCCGAGUUAAGUGUUCUCCCAGGGAACGUGUUCAGUGGUCUAAAUGAACUUCUGAGUUUGUCUUUGCAUACAAAUAAUCUCUCUAGUCUCCCAGAGGGCAUUUUCCAGGGUCUGCAGAAACUUCAGGAGAUUUCCCUUUUCAAUAACAGGAUUGAGGUUCUGCCUAAAAACCUCUUUUAUAAUCUCAGUAAUCUCCAGGCAAUUUACCUAAAUUGUACCAGCCUGCAGUCUCUUCCUGGAGAAUUCUUUACCUCGUUACCCAAGCUGCAAGAGGUCGUGCUUGACAACAAUCCUUGGAAAUGUGAUUGUCAAAUCGCUGAAUUCAAAGGGUGGCUCCAGAGGAAUUUAGACAUAGUAAAAAAUGUCACGUCUCUAACUUGUGACAGUCCCAUAGCAUUAAGGAAUAUUUCUCUCUUGUCUCUACCAGAUGAUCAUUUUCACUGCCCCUCUACCACAGUCCUUCCACACCACACAUCUGAGAGCUCCACUCGUUCCCACACAGCAUCUUUUCUUGUCACUGAACACUUGCCUUUCACUUGGAAGACCCUCACAGCUCCUGUGCCCGUGAUACAUACGAAUACCCCCUUGCUGCCUCCAUCUGCAACUCCAUAUUUUAUUGACUCCAUCACUGAAGACGUUGAGCCGGCUGAAUUUCACCCCACAGAAAUUCCAAGCCAAAUUCCCACUGGCAUAAUGAGAGAAAUCAACAGAGUAAGAGAAAUUGUCUCAACCACUGCCGCACCGGUCAGUGGAUCACAAGACCGUCUAAGUGCGCGGCCAUUUUUUAAAUGUAACGUUCCAUAUAGUCAAAUAUUUUUGUAUCUCUAUGUUUUGGCUGUAACAGUGCAAGUUUUAACUGUUGUGACCACUUUCUAUGUGGUGUAUGAAGUCAGGCAGCUUGUGCACUGUAGCAAUAGCCCUGCUCAAUCGGUUGUACUGGUGAGAAUUUUACACAGGGUUAGGAAUGCAGAUUAGGAGCUCGGCACUAAUGUAACAGAGGAUUAGUUGCAUUACUGGGCACAGGCCUCGUAUUUCGGACAUUACAGAUCUUGCAUAGCGAGCACUGUAAACAGAAGACUGUGUUUGUCUCUCAGCUGCACAGCAUUGUAUAUUGAAAAUGUACUUGAUCUACUGUGUAUUUUAUAGCAUUUACCUGUAAUAAUAACCCCAGCUUCAGCCAGUUUUCUAACUUUUGAAGUGCCGAUAAGCAGUGGCAAACAAACUAGUUGUAGAGAUUAUGUAUAGCGUUUGGCCAUCAUGCUUACCUACUAAUACUGCUGGAGAGAAACAGACUAAUGUAAUCAUAAGGAUUUUUCAAUUUGUGCAUUUUGAAUAGCUUUUGGUUUCAGCUGUUUGAAGGAUAUUUCUGUACCUCAAUUAUAUGUAUUGUUUUGUUGGUUUUAAAAGAGAGGCUCCAGAUCAAACAGAAGUUAUGGGCUCGAAGUAGGAAUGGCUGGGUGAGGUUCUUGACCUGUGUGAUGCAGACAUGCUAGAAGUUGGGUGAUGGGGAUGCGGCAGCACCUCAUGGCUUGCAGAAAUAAUAGCAACUAAUGUGUGGUUUCCAUCACAGACAGUUUGGUUCAAUGGCUCUCAGCACCCCCACUAUACAAUUGUUCCCCCAGCCCUGGCAGGAGGUCAGACUAGAUUAUCAUAAUGGCCCUGCCUGGCCUUCAAAUUGUGUGUGUUUGGAAAGGACUAAACUGCACUGUUAGAAAAUCCGUCUUGCAAAUGGCACCUUGGAUUAUUGGUGUUCAUCGCUUCUACAGGGUGUUCACUUUUUGGACAUUAAUCUGCUUGGACAAUGGAAAAUAAACGAGUCACUUUC
Messenger RNA from Chrysemys picta bellii (western painted turtle), 4930 nucleotides. RefSeq names its product glycoprotein V platelet (gene GP5). Gene Ontology annotation, molecular function: protein binding. Gene Ontology annotation, cellular component: extracellular matrix. The record is from RefSeq and is a predicted model, not a curated record. NCBI's taxonomy places the organism in Eukaryota, Metazoa, Chordata, Testudines, Emydidae.